Molecule: messenger RNA, 2375 nt
Organism: Etheostoma cragini (Arkansas darter)
Lineage: Eukaryota; Metazoa; Chordata; Actinopteri; Perciformes; Percidae
Gene: ctdspl2b
Product: CTD (carboxy-terminal domain, RNA polymerase II, polypeptide A) small phosphatase like 2b
Exons: 13
Coding region: 278-1711 (477 amino acids)
Molecular function (GO): phosphoprotein phosphatase activity
Source: RefSeq, a predicted model, not a curated record
UGUUCGCUAUAGACUGGCUGGUGUUUUUCAGAGGUAAGGGGGUGUGUCUGUGUCCCAUACGGGUAUCUGCCUUGGAGAGACUGAGCAGAGGCGGGAAAUGGCGCCUGGUAACACAACGAUUUGUCGUUUCGAAGACGGACCUUGAGUAGAUAUACAGAAAAAGUCGUCUCAGAUCACGAAAACAACCACUGGCUCUGUUGUGAUGGUUAAGCGGUCUUGAGUCGUUAACGCCAGACACUGCGGAUCACUGUAAACCUUACAUGUGACUGCUAAAACAAUGAGGCUGAGAAUGCGUAAGGCGUCUCAGCAGCCGAACCCCAGUCUGGCAAGCCGCCCAUCCCGUACCAAGCGGAGGCAUUCAGAAGUAGAAGAGGACACUCCUACUAGUGGAGGGAGGGGCAUAUUCUCCACCAUCAAGAAGUUCAUCAGAGGAAAUGCUGUUAAGGUGCAGGAGGAGAGCCCAGCCAAGAAGACACGCAUCCACUGCGAUGUGGACAACAACCUGAUCACCUCCACAACUCCUAACACCAACACCCCCGGCCGGACUAUCAGCAGGGUUGGCAGGAGAGGCUCCCUUAAUGGACAAGCAACCAAUCACGACAGGAGUAAGGAGAAGCCCAAUGGCAGUCUGGAGGAGACGACGGCCGUUGAGCUACCCGCCAGCCCCCCCCGAACCACACUUCUUGGGACCAUCUUCUCCCCUGUUUUCAACUUCUUCUCACCAGCUAAAAAUGCCUCGUCUGGCUCCGACUCCCCAGACCAGGCAUUAGAGGCCGAGGAGAUAAUCAAGCAGCUGGACAUAGAGCAAGCUGUGGAGACGCCCACCAGCACAGCCACUUCUACACAGGAACUGUGUGCUACCACUAACUUCUACUCUAGUGUAUCACAGCUGCCACCUAUGAGACCUCCACACAUCCCAGAGGUAUCUCCCGCAGCAAGGGAUGGAGAGCUCUGUGCUGAUGCUGACCUUCCUCCCCUCACAGCUCCAGGUUCCAGUCCAGACAUGGCAUAUGUGGAUGCUCCUCCCACUGCAGUACCACCAGAGGCUACCUAUGAAGAAGACUGGGAAGUCUUUGACCCGUAUUUCUUCAUCAAGCACGUCCCUCCUCUGACAGAAGAGCAGCUCACUCGUAAGCCAGCCUUGCCGCUGAAGACACGCAGCACGCCUGAAUUCUCUCUGGUCCUCGACCUGGAUGAAACAUUAGUUCACUGCAGUUUAAAUGAGCUGGAGGACGCAGCACUUACCUUCCCCGUCCUCUUUCAAGAUGUCAUUUACCAGGUGUAUGUCCGCCUGAGGCCGUUCUUUCGAGAGUUUCUGGAACGCAUGUCUCAAAUCUAUGAGAUUAUCCUUUUUACAGCCUCUAAAAAGGUAUAUGCAGACAAACUGCUCAACAUCUUGGAUCCUAAAAAGCAGCUUGUGAGACACCGGUUGUUCCGUGAGCACUGUGUCUGUGUCCAGGGAAACUACAUCAAGGACCUCAACAUCUUGGGCAGAGAUCUGUCAAAGACCAUCAUUAUCGACAAUUCACCGCAAGCCUUUGCGUAUCAGUUGUCCAAUGGUAUUCCCAUAGAAAGCUGGUUCAUGGACAAGAAUGACAAUGAGCUGCUGAAGCUGGUGCCCUUCCUGGAGAAGUUGGUUGAGAUGAACGAGGAUGUGCGGCCGCACGUUCGGGAGAGGUUCCGGCUUCACGACUUGCUGCCCCCUGAUUGAGCUUGACCACAGACUCUCAGAACGGGACAACAUGAAAUGACUGAAAAGAACAUGCGUGUAAAAAGCCCCUCUUUGGAUUACAAACUACAACAUUGCCAUUACUGUUAAAAUUUUAGCCUUUUUUUUAAGUCCACUGUUGCUUUUUAAAAAGAAAAAACUUGAAAAGAAAAACAAACAUUUUUAAAGAUCUGGGUGAAAUUUUCUAAAUGUAUAGACAAAAUGACACACGCUAUGAACAAGCCCAGGUAAACUCUUCUUUUUGACUGACCCUCCAGCUGUGGUACCGGAUAUAUCCCCUCCACACUAAAUUCUAACGUCUUGGAUAUGGAAGAGCCACCUGGUAAAGAGGAACUCCAGCCCGGCCGAGUCCCUAAACCCAAACCGACCCCUGGUGCGCUCGUGUUGAAGAAUAACUAUGCUCUGUGGCUACAGACCAUUUUCAGCGGGAAUGACUGGCCUGUAAAUCAAUCUGUGCAUGUGUGUACGUUUACUCCUAGCUACACACACACACACACACGCACGCACACACACUGAUUUGGUGUUUGGCAAACCUACAAUCUGUAGCCUUUUAAAACCAUAUGCAUUCCUCCGUAGCUGAGUCCAGUUUCUAUUGUUGGUUGCAGUUUUUUUUCUGGUAAAACUGGUGUUUCAUUGUUUAAAAAAG